CCCUUCCUUUGCUCCCCGCCCUCUGCACUCUCGAAGCCCAACCCAUACAAAGACGAAGAACCAGCCAUGUCUUUCUCCACCCAAUCACGACUCCAACCUUCGUCUCGUUCUUCGACAGAAGCACGAUGAUCCUCUCGACGUCAACGUCGCCUCGGUGAGUGAUCUCGCCGUCGUUGAUGGGCAACACGUGCCGUGGAUCCUUAGCAGCAAACAAGUACCUCCCCAACUACAGCGGGCCCGUCGAACGCUCCUCCUCCUCCACCUCUUCCUCCGACGGCACCCCACGCCGCCGCCGCCACCGCCACCACAACCACCUAACGUCCUCCACCAUCGCCGACCCGACGAAGCCCGAGAGCGACGCCGUCACCAUGCGGCGCAGCGGCGGCGGCGGCGGCGACACCUGGGUCCUGGGCCACAAGACCGCUAGCCUCCGCGACCUCUACACGCUGGGGCGGAAGCUCGGGCAGGGGCAGUUCGGCACCACGUACCUGUGCACCGAAGGCGCCACGGGGAAGGAGUUCGCCUGCAAGUCCAUCUCCAAGCGGAAGCUGACGGCGAAGGAGGACGUGGAGGACGUGCGGCGGGAGAUCCAGAUCAUGCACCACCUGUCGGGCCACCGGAACGUGGUCACCAUCAAAGGCGCGUACGAGGACCCGCUCUACGUGCACAUCGUGAUGGAGCUGUGCGAGGGCGGGGAGCUGUUCGACCGCAUCAUACAGCGCGGCCACUACAGCGAGCGCAAGGCCGCCGAGCUCAUUAGGAUCGUCGUCGGCGUCGUGGAGGCCUGCCACUCGCUCGGCGUAAUGCACAGGGACCUCAAGCCGGAGAACUUCUUGCUGGCUAAUAAGGACGACGACUCCUCGCUCAAGGCCAUAGAUUUCGGCCUCUCUGUCUUCUUCAAGCCCGGCCAGAUCUUCACAGAUGUUGUAGGCAGCCCUUAUUAUGUAGCUCCUGAGGUACUGCGCAAGCACUACGGGCCAGAAGCUGAUGUCUGGACAGCUGGGGUGAUACUAUACAUAUUAUUGAGUGGAGUGCCUCCUUUUUGGGCUGAAACACAGCAAGGAAUAUUUGAUGCAGUUUUGAAGGGAUUCAUUGAUUUUGAUACGGAACCAUGGCCAAUGAUCUCUGACAGUGCGAAGGACCUGAUAAGAAAAAUGCUUUGUUCUCGUCCUUCAGAUCGCCUUACUGCUCAUGAAGUACUUUGUCAUCCCUGGAUAUGCGAAAAUGGAGUUGCUCCAGAUCAGGCACUGGAUCCAGCUGUACUCUCUCGCCUUAAACAAUUCUCAGCAAUGAAUAAGUUAAAGAAGAUGGCUUUAAGAGUAAUUGCUGAAAGCCUUUCCGAAGAGGAGAUUGCAGGACUGAGAGAAAUGUUCCAGGCAAUGGACACUGACAACAGUGGUGCGAUCACAUUCGAUGAGCUAAAAGAGGGUUUAAAAAGAUAUGGCUCAAACUUGAAGGAGUCAGAGAUCCGUGAUCUCAUGGAUGCUGCUGAUGUGGACAACAGUGGCACCAUUGACUACGGGGAAUUUGUAGCUGCAACGAUACAUCUUAACAAACUGGAGCGUGAAGAGCAUUUGGCAGCAGCAUUUUCUUACUUUGAUAAGGAUGGAAGUGGUUAUAUCACAGUUGAUGAACUUCAGCAAGCUUGUAAAGAGCACAAUAUGACUGAUGUUUUGAUCGAGGAUAUUAUCCAAGAAGUUGAUCAAGAUAAUGAUGGUCGUAUUGACUAUGGUGAGUUUGUUACUAUGAUGCGAAAAGGCAACAUGGGACAUGGAAGAAUAACCAUGCGGAACAUGCGAAAUAGUCUGAAAAUUUCCAGGAGAGAUGAGCCGGAAACUCCCUGAUCUCUAACCACAUACAGCUUGGCACGGUCUGAUUCAGACAACACAAGCUUCUGACUUUGCUUCGAUAAAUUGUAUUCUGACAAAGAACAAGCCUCGGACCGAACCAUACAUCUCAGGACUUGUGUAAAGAAGAGUUUGAGUUCUGCAAUCCAUUAAAAUGUGCCCCGGCUCUUUUCUCCUUCCAUUUCAGCUGCAUUCCCAUCACCUUGUUGAAAAAAUGAAGCUGGUGGAGAAAGAAAAGAUAUGGAGGGAGAUACAAAGUCAACCUCAUGUUGCAUCUGCAGUCUGAUUCAUUAGAAAGGACAGCAUAGGAAUAAUAGUCUUUGGUAGAAGAACGUCCUCAGGGAAGUGGAAGUCAUGAGAAGCCUUCCAUGCCAUGCAGGGAUAAAGAGUUGUACUCAUUUCAUGUUUCUUAUUUCUUUUGCUUAGUGUUCACUUGGCAUUUCUCCAGCUUUAAUAGCUGUAACACAGUCAGAAGUAUAUGAGUUGCUUGUUAUCCAUCUAUAUUUCAUGUACAUGGAAAUUAAACAGCCAAAAUGAGAAGAUGGUUUAAUUA
Musa acuminata subsp. malaccensis (wild Malaysian banana) is the source of this 2400-nucleotide messenger RNA. RefSeq names its product calcium-dependent protein kinase 26. Lineage: Eukaryota; Viridiplantae; Streptophyta; Magnoliopsida; Zingiberales; Musaceae. Gene Ontology annotation, cellular component: nucleus; cytoplasm. Gene Ontology annotation, molecular function: ATP binding; calcium-dependent protein serine/threonine kinase activity; calmodulin binding. Gene Ontology annotation, biological process: protein autophosphorylation; intracellular signal transduction; peptidyl-serine phosphorylation. The record is from RefSeq and is a predicted model, not a curated record.